Messenger RNA from Leguminivora glycinivorella, 6572 nucleotides. Its product is annotated as ras GTPase-activating-like protein IQGAP1. Gene Ontology annotation, molecular function: actin filament binding; calmodulin binding; GTPase activator activity. Lineage: Eukaryota; Metazoa; Arthropoda; Insecta; Lepidoptera; Tortricidae. The record is from RefSeq and is a predicted model, not a curated record. Gene Ontology annotation, biological process: regulation of GTPase activity; regulation of actin cytoskeleton organization. Gene Ontology annotation, cellular component: cytoplasm.
CGUACACUUAAAUACAUCAUAUAUUUCUCUGUAAUGGUUGACCAGACUUAAUUUAAGAUAUAAGAAUAAGCAUAAAAGAAUACAAUGAUUUCCGUACUACGUGAAAACAUGGAGGACAUUCGCAUUGGAAAGAUCGACGACUGUGACACAGAUAUGAGAAAAACUGGUCAAGAAAUGGAUGUGAUUAGACAAAGGACUGUGGCGUACGAGUACCUUUGCCGGCUGGAGGAAGCCAAGACAUGGAUGGAAGCAUGUUUGAAAGAGAAAUUACCUCCGACUACUGAGUUCGAGGAAAACCUGCGCAAUGGUGUAUAUUUAGCCAAAUUGGGGAAUUUUAUUGCACCUGAAUCACUCCCCCUGAAGAAAAUUUAUGACAUUGAUCAGAGGCGUUAUAAGGUUAUGGGUUUGCAGUUUAAACACACAGACAAUAUAAAUAUGUUCCUGCAAGUUUUAAGAAAAACUGAACUUCCUGUUACGUUCCAACCUGAAACAACAGACAUCUACGAUAAAAAGAACAUCCCACGGUUAAUAUACUGCAUACAUGCGUUAAGUACCCAUUUGUUCAAACUUGGGAAAGCACCUCUCAUUCAAGAUGUGUAUGGAAAAGCUGUAUUUACAGAUGAAGAACUUGACACAGUCUCCAAAGACCUACAAAGAUGUGAGCAUCCAAUGCCUAUGUUUCAAAAAAUCAAUGGUAUAUUAUCAAAAAAUAAUGUAGAUGACAACCAAGGCAUACAUAAAGCUGUAAUCGAACUAAAUAAACUGUUGGACAGUCAUAAACCAAUAACUUCUGCCUUAUUGAAUCCACAACUCAAGUUAAAAUAUGUUCAAAAUCGUCUUAUGGAUGAAUAUAAAAAGGUAUUGAAGGCUGCUAAACAUGAAAAAUUGCAGGCCGCCCAUAACCACUCCCUCAAUGAUAGUUAUAUCCCUGACGAGUAUGAUGAAGUGCUUACCAUUGUAGAAAUACAAGGACAUAUAACUGCCACCAAUUACAAAUUUCUUUGGAAGAAACUGUGCUCCACUUCAGACGAUAACGACAUUAAUAACUUGCAUAAGAUCUUCAGUGAAUCUUGGGUAAAAGUAAAGGACUAUAAGCCAGAAAACUUGGAUUUUUACUGUGAUGUUGUGAAAGAAAUAAUUGAAAGUAAUAAAGAUGUCGAAGUUGAAAGCAUCACUAAUUGGCACAAAAUAUUUCAAAAUGUAAUUAAUGAAGGUAAUCGAAAAUCAAUUGAACAUGGAGAUCAUAAAACUGCUAUAGCUAAAGUUAAUAAUGCUUUGGAUGAGGGCAACUGUGAAGACUUGUAUAAAGCAUUGACAAAUCCUAAUCUAGAACUGAAUAUAAAGGUAGAUAAGUAUGCCAUACCACUGAUGUUUGAAGAAAUGAAGCUGGAGAAGUUUGAACUCGAGAAAAACUUGAACGAGAGUGAAAUAGCCGCAUCCGUGUCGUAUUUGACUGCAAUUGCGGCAGUUUCUCAGUCUGUGGAGAGGGGGGACGAGUCUGCUCUUUGGAAGACAUUGACUUUGAAGCAGGUGCACCUCGAGGGGCUGCGGCCGCACUGCCGCCGCCGCUACCUGUCGGCGCUCAUGACCGCGCUGCAGGUCAAAGUGAGGGAACAGUGCGCUUGCCCAUUACUGACGCUAGAGGACAUAAGAGACACUAUUGAAAUGGUCAAUUUGGAGGAUGACGACAAUGAAGAAUUAGUGGCAGUAAUUGAGAGAAUUAACAAAACAGUAUCUGAUGACAAUGUGGAGGCACUUAUGCCUCUUCUAAAAAGUGCUUAUUUGAAGAUACCGGCUCCUUUACAUAAAGAGGAGAAACAUCUAUAUUUAAGAAUGUUGAAGAAAAAGUACAUGCAUAAAGAUUCACGAAAUCUUUGGCUUGAUGACAUUGUCGAUACUAUCUAUGAAGUGAAUGAUGAAUCUUCAAAGGUGAAAGACUUGACUGAUACUUUAGUUCAGUUAAACUCAGCAGUCUUGAAAAAUAAUGUUGAUGAAUUUUGGGAGGCUCUGUUAUCGCCUAUUUUCUCUAAUUUGAUGGUAGACAGCGCAUGUAAGAAUGUGUAUUUUCAGACGUUUACUAAGGCAUUGAAGAAACGCGGGCACUAUAUCUGCCCUUGGAUAGUGUGUCACACAGAUGCAGGGAAUACUGUUUACAUAGACAUAGAGUCUUAAUACAGCUGGACCACUCCGAAAGAUUUUGUACCGUACGCGCGCUACUUCAGCCGAAAGGAUGUAAAAAGCCUUGUAGACAAAACAAAUAAACAUCAUAUCAAUAAAUACAAACAAGUCAUCAUAGAAAAAUCAAUCGUAACACUUCAGGCAUAUUGCCGAGGGUAUUUGUUCAGGAAGAAUUUACACCAGAGGUUCAACUUAUUCAAGGAUAACGAAAUAUUUAUUAUCAAAAUACAAGCGUGGUGGAGAAGUAAAAUUAUUCAAAGAAAGUAUAGGACAAUGAUUAAACUGAAGACUAUUGAGGCUAAAUUGCGGAAAGAACGAAAACAAAAUCCUAUGGCUUGGUAUAAAAUUCAGGAGCAUAAAAUAAUAAAGAUUCAAGCUCUGUGGAGAGGUCGCAGAGCUCGACAGGCGUUUGCCUCAUUAUUCCACUCUCCCAACCCACAACUGAAGGUAGUCAAGAGAUUCAUUCCCUUAUUAGACUUUUCGACGGAAGACUACGACCGAGAGAUCGAACUCCAAAGUUUAAAAGCUGAAGUUGUACAGUCUAUCAGGAAAAAUCAAGAGCUGUCCAAGCAAAUUGACGACAUGGAUUUAAAAAUAGGUCUCCUAGUCCAAAAUAGGAUUGCGCUACAAGAAGUAGCCGCGCAUGGAUUGAAACUUAACAACUUGGUGAAACACAAUUCCAUGACUAAACUUGUUUUACAAAAUCAGGGCAAAGGCACUCUGAUGACGGUUUCCUCUGCUGUUAAAGGCUUGAAAUCUCUUACAAAAGAAUGUAAAAGACUUUUAGAUGGCUACCAACAUUUGUUUUAUGAGUUACAAACGAACCCCACCUAUCUGUCCAAACUACUUUUUUGUAUACCUCAAAACAAGACAAAUUUCUUUGUGCAGAAUGUUGUUCUGAGUCUUUAUAAUUUCGGGGCGUACCCUAGAGACGAAUAUUUGCUGCUCAAGUUGUUUAGAUUUACUUUGGAGGAAGAAAUAAGCUGCAAAGUCGUGAAACCCUUUGAUAUAAUAGCCUCGACGCCACUGGUGCUCAAGAUGGCAGUGGGCCUAUCUAGACAAUUAUCUGGAUUAAAUAGCCUACAAACUAUUAUUGGUCCCCUUGUUGAAAGGAUGCUGAAGGAUAAGGAUUUGAACAUAGAAACUGGGCCUGUAGAGAUUUAUAAAGCGUGGAGGAAUGAAACAGAAAUGAAGACUGGUGAAAUCUCGAAGCUGCCUUACACGGUAACUCAAGAAGAAGCCCUAACAUAUCCUGAAGUCAAAACUCGUCUUGAAAGUGCCCUUACCCAACUGAAAUCGAUUGUGACAAUGUUCUUGGACAAAAUAACCAACUCCACCGAACUCCUGCCUUUCUGUAUUACCUACAUGGCCCGAGUUCUACACAGAUCUUUGACCUCUAAGUUUCCUCAUACUCCUGAGAAAGAUAUUCUGAAGGUAAUUGGAAAUUUGGUGUACUACCAAUUCCUCAACGCAGCAAUAGUGGCGCCUGACGCGUUUCACAUCAUCAACAUGCCGAACGGAGCCGGCCUCACUACGGAUCAGCGGAAGAACUUGGCAUCGGUUGCGAAGAUACUACACUUUUCGGCUGCCAAGAAAGGGUUCGGCGCAGAAUCCAGCCACCUCCGUUGCCUGAACCCUUUCAUCGUGCACUGCCACGAGAGGAUGAAGGAGGUGUUCCGCCGCUGCUGCCGUGGGCCUACGCUCGAAGAGUACUUCAUGGUGGACGAGUACACUGAGGCCACAUUGCUACAUAACCCGCAUAUUUAUAUUACAGUCCAGGAGAUCGUAGACACACACGCCCUACUCAUCGAGUACCAGGACGUGUUGGCGCCGGACCCUCGCGACCGCCUCAACGAGCUGCUGGACGACCUCGGCGACGUGCCGUCCGUCGCACAACUCGCGUCCCGGGACGUCGACUCGCAACUUGGUGACUCCGUGGAAGAAAAUGCGAGGUUGGAAGUGUGUCUAGCGCUCGUCAAUAAGUUCCAAGCCCCGGCAGACGACAUGACUGAUCUGAACAAGCUGUUCAUCAAAACCAAAGAAUUAUGCGUCGCUGUCAUACCGUUCCUGAAUGGUGAACAUUUACUAGAAGCCGUAUGCAUCGGCACGACCCAAGAACAACAAGAACAAUACGCAGCGAAAGUGAAAAGACGCAUUUAUUCCGGCCAAGCGCGGCCCGACGACGCCAUGACUCUACGAGAACAUAUCGCUAAACUACGCAAGAACUUACAAAUGCUCGAGGAUGAAGGCUACGUGACUCGCGAAGAUGGGUACCAAGCUUUAGUGACGUCUAUAGCCCUAGAUCUAUGUAAUAAGGGCAAGUACAGACAAGCGCAAAGAAGGGCCUUGGCGACACUUACGCGCACUAAACAAAGCUUGUACGAGAAAACUAAAUAUUAUGAGGAAAAAUGUAAAUCUUAUGACGAGUACAUCAGGUCGUGUCUCGCAAAUCUUCACGCUGGUAAAAGGAGUGUCCACGCUUGUCUAAGAAGAUCCGGAAAAGACAUCCAAAAGUUAAAAUCGAAGCUAACAAUCAAAUAUUCAGGUGCCAAGUUAUUGGAGCGCGGAGUCCUACUAGAAAUCGACGGCUUGCCGCCUUCUCAGUUCAAAAACGUACAAUUCGAAAUAACGCCCACCGACCACAAUGGAGUAUUCACGGUAAAAGGAAAAUUCAUGGGAGUAGAAAUGGAGUCCAUUGAAGUAGACAUACAAGAUUUACUACAAAAACAGUAUGAGGGUUGUGCGGUUAUGGAUAUGUUCGGGAAAGCUAAGAUCAAUGUGAAUCUUCUAAUAUUCUUACUGAAUAGCAAGUUCUAUGGUAAAUCUUAAAUUUUAGAAUUAAUGAGAUAAUAAUAAUGAGUUAAUGACGUGAUACUUAUAUUUUGAUCGUAUUCAUCAUGACAUGAUUUAAUCACAUUUAAUUAUUUUCAUCACAUUAAUGAAUUAUCACAUUUUUAAUUUCUAGUUAUAUUGUACCUGUGUUAGAAUUUAUAAGCUUGUUUUUAUUGUUUAUCAUUGGUUAAGUGAUCAAAUCGUAAGCGCAGAGAAAAUUUACAGCCUGUGCUUUUAAACACUGAUCACAUGUUUUACCCUAAAUAAUAAUAAAUCGUUUCUUUUAAUCACGUGGGACAACGCUAAGACUUUAGUGGCAUAGUAUUACUCUGCCAUCGCGUACAUCGUUCAUGACAUGUCGUUAGCCAAAGGUGAAGCGACAUCUCGCGUGCGGCGGUAAUAGUACGAGUACGAUGUUGUGGUUUUCCAUAUCGUUGUCCAAAACUCCGAUACGCAACGAAUCGCGUCUACUUACAACAAAAAUCCAUGUAGGGGUAUGGCGCCGCGCACCGGUUUUUUGUUCUGAUACAGGAAAUAUAGUGCGAAAUGUAACAACUACCUUCGUUUUUGCUGCAUUGAGAGUUUCUACAGUACCAAGUUAGAAAUCGCUACACCUGACGUCGCAGUGUAAUAAGUGCCUUACACGCUGAAGUAGGUACUUAUACGGCCUUCGGCGUAUCUAAUAUUCAAACCCCCUUAUUUACUAAAGUUGACAUGCCAUCAUACCAUACGUUGGAAAGGGACAAAUGAUUCAUUAUUAGCGGCUUAAUAACAUUUAGUAAACGUUUAUUUCACGCAACAACACUUGUGAGAAUAUGACAUUCACACAACACGGGUUUUGAUAGAAGCAUCAGAAGCGCUGGCAGAGCCGCCGGCACUCGGCGCCGGUUUAUAAAGGUUCGCAUUGCACACAGUAAAAUAAUUAACAGUGGCAUUUUAUUCCGCCAGGCGGCGCCUGUGCAAGUGCAAAGGCAUAGGCAUGUCACUGUUAUUCAUAUGUAAGAGAGAAAAAAAUAUAAUCUCGCUCUCACAUAUGAAAUUCUUUAUCUGUGCAAUGGACUGAUAAGGUGGCGCCAUCUGUCAUAACAUAAACAUUUGAGUGUGCCUACAUAUUUAAUGUAGCUAUAAGUGUAGAUACUUAUACUUACAUAAUAUUGGUAUCUAAAGGGGGUUCUGCAGUGACAAAUUGACAAUUCUACGUCGAUAGGUGUGGGGAGACACUUAAAGCCUCCGCCACACAUAAAGCGUUUUGAUAGCGUAGCGCAAUGAUAGCGGUGCGCCGGACGUACGCUGGCGUUCCGCACGCAAUCCGCGCGCAUUCCGCUCGCAAUCUGCGCUCGUUAGUUCCCAUCGGCGUCCGCUGCGCGCAAGUCGCGCAACGCCAGCGUUCAUCCGGCGCACCGCUGUCAAUGCGCUCCGCUGACGCUCCGCCUACGCUCUCAAAACGCGCAUGUGUGGCCGAGCUUUAAGAGUUCGUCGCUAGUGAUUAGUUAAGUAGGGAUGUACCGACUAGUCGGGAAAGCCGACUAUACGGCCAUAUAUGUAGUCGGCGAUUAGUCGGC